Molecule: messenger RNA, 1150 nt
Organism: Ectocarpus siliculosus
Lineage: Eukaryota; Phaeophyceae; Ectocarpales; Ectocarpaceae
Source: the annotation of a GenBank genome assembly
CGCACAGCCCACGUUCCGGUUGUCUGGUCAGAUACACUUGGUACAUAUCGGCCGUAAUUCUCAGUGAGCCGGAGGAGCGCACAGAGUGAGAGAGAGAGAGAGAGAGAGAGAGCGAUGUGUGUGGCCGGGAAGUAGAGAGGAAAAACUCGCCGCAGCACGAGUGCAGGAGGUUACGACCAGGCACACCAUGUGGGAGCCUCCUGUUGUGGACAUGGAGAGUCCCGAAGCACCGAAGGUUCUAGCCAAGGCAUGCAAAGACGUUGGUUUCUUCUACGUAGAAAACCACGGGGUUUCCAAGGACGCAAUGCGAGAGGUAUUCCGGCAAUCGAAAGCGUUUUUUUCCCUGGGCAUUGACGACAAGAUGGCUGUCAAGGCGGACAGACACAACCGCGGCUUCACUCCCAUGCACGAGGAGAUUCUGGACCCUUCGAAGCAGGUCAAGGGGGAUACCAAGGAAGGGUACUACAUAUUCCGGGAGCUGCCUACUCCUUCCGAUGGGGAGGAAGACGCCGCCAGACCCCUCAAGGGGCCGAACCAGUGGCCGUCCGAGGACCUUGUUCCGGGGUGGAGGGCAACCAUGCAGAGUUACUUCACCACGAUGCAUGCCGUGGGAGUGCGGCUCUCGGGACUGCUGUCCGUCGGCCUGGGACUUGACCCGUCGUUCUUCGAAAGUUGCACCUCGGAGAUGGCCCACGCGCUGCGCCUGCUUCACUAUUCGGCGGAGGUCUCGGAUCCGGCGAAAGGCGUGAUGGGUGCGGGCGCUCAUUCCGAUUACGGGCUGCUCACCUUGCUAGCCACGGAUGAGGUGCCGGGGCUGCAGGUGAGGCUGGACGGGGAGUGGUUGGAUGUACCACCUAGAGAGGGGGCCUUCAUCUGCAACCUUGGCGACAUGCUCCAAAGAUGGACGAACGACGAGUUGCGGUCUACUGUUCACCGCGUCGUGAACAAACUGGGCCGCGAACGCUACAGCAUCCCGUUCUUCUUCGAGCUGAACUUCGACACAGAGGUUGUGUGUCUCCCGCAAUGCUGCUCGGAGGAGAACCCCGCCAAGUACCCACCUGUCACCGCGGGCAGCUACAUCUUGAAUAAAUACUCUCAAACGCACCAGGACUUCGACGGCAACCAGCAGAACGACGAGAAGUCGCCCUAG